GCUCUCCACUCCGCACUCCCGGCGCCUCCCACUAACAGCAGCUGAGACCCAGUUUAGGGCCCGGGACACACUCGCCAGGCCGCAUGCGCAGAGUCAGGAACGGCCAGUCGGACUACAUUUCCCAGAAGAGCCUCGCGGGGGCCGCGGGCGCGCGCCGCCAUCUUGAAAUCUGAUGCUUCGCCUACCGGCUUUGCGUCAGCCCUGAACUGUGGCCGGCGUCCCAAGAGCCCAGCCUGCCGGCCCGGGAGGACGCCGAGAACGCUGAGGACGCGGCGGCUGGCGGGAGAGGCAGCUGUAGGAGGCUGGGCAGCAUCCUAGCGCAGCCCGCGCGACUGUCACUCAGCAUCCCCCUGAGGCGUUUCCGUGCCCGCCUCCUGCCCGAGGGGCGGGGCUGGCCACUGUGGUACCCAGAGCCGGCGCGCAGAGCGGAGGUGCGCUCGGGCGGAGUGAGGACCCCGGGCCCGGGCCAUGCCAGCCCCAGACCACCGAGGCGGGAGGAGGAGCACAGCCCAGAGUGGGUGAGCAGUCCAGCAGCUGCAGCCGCCUCGAGGAAGCUCGGCACCCGCUAGCAGCGAAGAUGAAAGAGAUUUGCAGGAUCUGUGCCCGGGAGCUGUGUGGAAACCAGCGGCGCUGGAUCUUCCACACCGCGUCCAAGCUCAACCUUCAGGUUCUGCUUUCGCAUGCCCUGGGCAAAGAUGUCGCUCGCGAUGGCAAAGCUGAGUUUGCGUGCAGCAAGUGUGCUUUCAUGCUCGAUCGCAUCUAUCGAUUCGACACCGUUAUUGCCCGGAUCGAAGCCCUUUCUAUUGAGCGAUUGCAGAAGCUGCUGCUGGAAAAAGAUCGCCUUAAAUUCUGCAUUGCCAGCAUGUAUCGGAAAAAUAACGAGGACUCCGCCGCCGAGAUCAAGCCAGGGAGUGGGACGGUUGACAUUUCCGGCCUGCCCGAUGUGAGAUACUCUGCCCUGCUGCAGGAAGACUUUGCCUAUUCGGGGUUUGAGUGCUGGGUAGAAAAUGAGGAUCAGAUCCAGGAGUCACACAAUUGUCAUGCUGCGGAAGGCCUGGGAAACCGACCCAGGAGAUGCCGUGGUUGUGCAGCUCUGCGGGUGGCGGAUGCUGACUAUGAAGCCAUUUGUAAAAUGCCUAGAAAAGUGGCCAGGAGUAUUUCCUACGGCCCCUCUAGCAGGUGGUCUACUAGCAUUUGCACCGAAGAACCGGCGAUGUCAGAGGUUGGACCGCCCGAUUUACCAAGCACAAAAGUCCCUCCAGAUGGAGAGAGCAUGGAGGAAGGAACACCGGGCUCCUCCGUGGAAUCUUUGGAUGCCAGUGUCCAGGCUAGCCCUCCACAACAGAAAGAUGAGGAAACCGAGAGAACUGCAAAAGAGCUUGUCAAGUGUGACUUUUGUUCCGAUGAACAGGCUCCACAGCAUUUGUGUCACCACAAGCUGGAGCUAGCUCUUAGCAUGAUUAAAGGUCUUGAUUAUAAGCCCAUUCAGAGUCCCCGAGGGAGCAAGCUUCCCAUUCCAGUGAAAUCCAGCCCACCUGGAGCCAAGCCUGGCCAGAUCAUGACAGAUGGAGUUAGUUCCGGUUUCCUUAACAGGCCUUUGAAACCCCUUUACAGGACACCUGUGAGUUACCCCUUGGAGAUUUCAGACCUCCAGGAGCUGUGGGAUGAUCUCUGUGAAGAAUAUUUGCCACUCCGGGUGCAGCCAAUGCCUGAAGAGUUACUCAAACAACAAAAACUGAAUUCGAAGGAGGCCACUAUAACUCAGCAGUCUGUAUCUGAUUCUCACUUGGCAGAACUCCAGGAAAAAAUCCAGCAAACAGAGGCCACCAACAAGAUUCUUCAAGAAAAACUGAGUGAAAUGAGCUGUGAACUAAAAUCUGCUCAGGAGUCAUCUCAGAAGCAAGAUGCAGCAAUGCAGAGCCUGAAGGAGACCUUGAAAAGCAGGGAAAGUGAGACUGAGGAGCUAUACCAAGUGAUUGACGGUCAAAAUGACACCAUGGCAAAGCUUCGAGAAAUGCUGCACCAAAGCCAGCUUGGACAGCUUCAUAGCUUGGAGGGCCUUGCCCCCGCUCAGCAGCAGGUGGCCCUGCUUGAUCUUCAGAGUGCUUUAUUCUGCAGCCAGCUUGAAAUCCAGAAGCUCCAGAGGCUGGUACGACAGAAAGAACGCCAACUGGGUGAUGCCAAGCGACAUGUGCAGUUUGUAGAGACUGCAGCACAGGAGAGAGAGCAGCAGAAGGAGGCAGCUUGGAAGCAUAACCAGGAAUUACGAAGAACUUUACAACAGCUCCAAGGGGAAUUACAGAGUAAGAGCCAACAGCUUCAUACCCUGGAGACUGAAAAAUACAAUGAGAUUCGAACCCAGGAACAGAACAUUCAACAUCUAAAUCAUAGUCUGAGUCACAAAGAGCAGCUGCUUCAGGAAUUUCAGGAACUCCUACAGUAUCGAGACAACUCAGAUAAGACCCUUGAGACUAAUGAAGUGCUGCUGGAGAAACUUCGGCAACGAACACAGGACCGAGCUGUUGCCCUGGAGCGGGCCAUCGAUGAAAAGUUCUCUGCUCUAGAAGAAAAAGACAGAGAACUGCGCCAACUUCAUCUUGCCGUGAGAGAACGAGAUCAUGACUUAGAGAGACUGCGUGGUGUCCUCUCGGCCAACGAAGCCACCAUGCAGAGUAUGGAGAGUCUCCUGCGGGCCAAAGGCCUGGAAGUGGAACAGUUAACUGCCACCUGCCAGAACCUCCAAUGGCUGAAAGAAGAACUGGAAACCAAAUUUGACCAUUGGCAGAAGGAACAGGAGAACAUCGUUCAGCAGUUACAGACAUCACUGCACGACAGGAACAAAGAAGUGGAGGAUCUCAGUGCAACAUUGCUCUGCAAACUUGGACCAGGGCAGAGUGAAGUAGCUGAGGAGCUGUGCCAGCGUCUGCAGCGGAAGGAAAGGAUGCUGCAGGACCUUCUGAGUGAUCGGAACAAACAAGCUGUGGAACAUGAAAUGGAGAUUCAGGGCCUGCUUCAGUCUAUGAGCACCAGGGAGCAGGAGAGCCAGGCUGCUGCAGAAAAGAUGGUACAAGCCCUCAUGGAAAGAAAUUCAGAAUUGCAGGCCCUGCGCCAGUAUUUAGGAGGGAAAGACUUGAUGACAUGCCAAGCAUUCAUCUCCAACCAGCAAGCUGAAGUUGCUUCCCUUGGCCCCCACCUUAGAGAGCAGACUGAUCAAGGUUCAAUGCAAAUACCCUCCAGAGAUGAUAGCACUUCAUUGACUGCUAGAGAAGACACGAGCAUACCCAGGUCCACCUUAGGAGACUUGGACACAGUUACAGGGCUCGAGAAAGAGCUGAGUAAUGCCAGAGAGGAGCUUGAGCUCAUGGUGCGAAAAGAAAGGGAAAGUCAGAUGGAGCUUUCUGCUCUACAGUCCAUGAUGGCUGUGCAAGAGGAGGAGCUGCAGGUGCAGGCUGCUGACCUGGAGUCCCUGGCCAGGAACAUACAGAUAAAAGAAGACCUCAUAAAGGACCUUCAGAUGCAGCUGGUUGACCCUGAAGACAUGCCAGCUGUGGAACGCCUGACCCAGGAAGUCUUACUUCUUCGGGAAAAAGUUGCUUCAGUAGAAUCCCAGGGUCAAGAAAUGUCAGGAAACCGAAGACAACAGCUGCUGCUGAUGCUGGAAGGACUGGUGGAUGAGCGGAGCCGGCUCAAUGAGGCCCUGCGAGCCGAGAGGCAGCUCUACAGCAGCCUGGUCAAGUUCCACGCCCAUCCGGAGAACUCUGAGAGAGACCGAACUCUGCAGGUGGAACUAGAAGGGGCCCAGGUGUUACGCAGUCGACUAGAAGAAGUCCUUGGAAGAAGCCUGGAGCGCUUAAGCAGGCUGGAGACCCUGGCCGCCGUUGGAGGGGCUACUGUAGGCGAUGACACUGAAGACGCAAGCACGGAGUUCACUGACAGCAUUGAAGAGGAGGCUGCACACAACAGCCACCAGCAACUCAUCAAGGUGGCUUUGGAGAAAAGCCUGGCAACCAUGGAGACCCAGAACAUAUGUUUUCAGCCCUCUUCCCCAGUAGGAGGGGACAGUAACAGGUGUCUUCAGGAGGAAAUUCUCCACCUGAGGGCUGAAAUCCACCAGUACUUAGAGGAGAAGAGAAAAGCUGAGGCGGAACUCAAGGAGCUAAAGGCUCAAAUUGAGGAAGCAGGAUUCUCCUCUGUGUCCCACAUCAGGAACACCAUGCUGAGCCUUUGCCUUGAGAACGCAGAGUUGAAAGAGCAGAUGGGAGAAGCAAUGUCUGACGGAUGGGAGAUGGAGGAAGACAAGGAGAAGGGCGAGGCUAUGGUGGAGACUGUGGUCAGCAAAGGGGAUCUGAAUGAGAAUAGCCUUCAGGCUGAGUUCAGAAAGGUCCAGGGGAAGCUGAAGAAUGCCCACAACAUCAUCAACCUCCUCAAAGAACAGCUGGUACUGAGCAGCAAAGAAGGGAAUAGUAAACUGACUCCAGAGCUCCUGGCACACCUGGCCAGGGAGAUCGACAGGAUCAACACAGGUCUACCUGCUUCUCCUGGGAAGCAUCAACACCAAGAACAGGAGCCUGUGACCACGAGGCCUUGCCCCAGACCCCAGAGCCUCAGCCUUGGGGCGGCCCUCUCAGUGGAUGUCCACCAACAAGACAACAAGUCCCAGGCCCAAGACUCUGGGCCUCAGCCAGAAUUUAGCCUGCCUGGGUCCACCAAGCACCUGCGUUCCCAACUGGCUCAGUGCAGACAACGCUAUCAAGAUCUCCAGGAGAAGCUCCUGAUCUCAGAAGCCACUGUGUUUGCCCAGGCAAACCAGCUGGAGAAGUACAGAGCCAUAUUCAGUGAAUCCUUGGUGAAACAGGACAGCAAGCAGGUCCAGGUGGACCUCCAGGACCUGGGCUACGAGACUUGUGGCCGAAGUGAGAAUGAGGCUGAGCGGGAGGAGACCACCAGCCCAGAAUGUGAGGAGCACAGCAGCCUGAGGCCCACCAUGCUCAUGGAGGGGCUGGACUCUGAGCAGGGGUGCCUGGAUCCAGCCUUGGUCAGCCCCUCUGUGAAGAAAUCUUUAGAGAACAAACUAGGGAAACAAGAGGUGUUCCAGGCAUAUGGAAAUUCAGAAGACAUCUCUGUCCUACAAAAGGACAUCAAAGAUCUGAAAACCCAGCUACAGAACGCCAACAAGAUUAUUCAGAACCUCAGGAGCCGGGUCCGGUCCCUCUCAGCUACAAGUGAUUAUUCAUCUAGUCUGGAAAGACCCCGGAAGCUGAGAGCCAUCGCAACCCUCGAGGGGUCUUCACCUCACAGUGUCACUGAUGAGGAUGAGGGGUGGCUGUCUGAUGGCACUGGGGCUUUCUACCCUCCAGGGCUUCAGGCCAAAAAGGAUCUAGAGAGCCUCAUCCAGAGAGUAUCCCAACUAGAGGCCCAGCUCCCGAAAACUGGACUAGAGGGAAAGCUGGCAGAGGAGCUGAGGUCGGCCUCGUGGCCUGGAAAAUAUGAUUCCCUGAUCCAGGAUCAGGCUCGAGAACUAUCAUAUCUGCGACAAAAAAUUCGAGAAGGGAGAGGAAUUUGUUACCUUCUCACCCAACAUGCAAAGGACACAGUGAAAUCUUUCGAGGACCUCCUCAGGAGCAAUGACAUCGACUACUAUCUGGGCCAGAGCUUCCGGGAACAACUAGCCCAGGGAGGCCAGCUGACAGAGAGGCUCACCAACAAACUCAGCACGAAGGAUCAUAAAAGUGAGAAAGAAGAAGCUGGGCUUGAGCCACUGGCCCUCAGGCUCAGCAAGGAGCUACAGGAGAAGGAGAAAGUGAUUGAAGUCCUGCAGGCCAAGCUGGAUGCCCAGUCUCUCUCACCCCCUAGCAGCCAUGCCUUGUCUGACUCCCACCGCUCUGCCAGCACUACGUCCUUCCUGUCUGAUGAGCUGGAAGCUUGCUCUGACAUGGACAUAGCCAGCGAAUACACACAUUAUGAAGAGAAGAAGGCGUCACCUGGUGGUCACUCAGAUUCCAUCCAUCAUUCAAGUCAUUCUGCUGUGUUGUCUUCUAAACCAUCAGCAACCAGCGCAUCUCAGGGGGUUAAGGCCGAAUCCAGCAGCAACCCUAUCAGCUUGCCAAGUCCCCAGAAUCCUCCCAAGGAGGCCAUCCAGACCCAUCCAGGCUUUCAUUUUAACUCCAUACCCAAGCCGGCUAGCCUCCCCCAGGCACCACUGCCCUCAACUCCAUCCAGCUUCCUGCCUUUCAGCCCCCCUGGUCCUCCCCUCCUUGGUUGCUGUGAGACACCGGUGGUGUCCUUGGCUGAGGCUCAACAGGAGCUGCAGAUGCUGCAGAAGCAGCUGGGAGAAAGUGUUAGUGCUGCUCCUCCUGUUUCCACAGCUACACUGCUGAGCAAUCAUUCGGAAGCUAGCUCUUCUCACUACCUCAACCCUGCCCAGCCCCACUCUCCUACAAGGAGCCCCAUAGAACUGGGCAGAAUCCUGGAGCCCGGUUACCUGGGUAGCAGUGGCCAGUGGGACAUGAUGAGGCCUCAGAAAGGGAGCAUCUCUGGGGACCUCUCCUCAGGCUCCUCGAUGUACCAGCUUAACGCCAAACCCACAGGUGCUGACCUGCUGGAAGAGCACCUAGGUGAGAUCCGAAACCUGCGCCAGCGCCUAGAGGAGUCCAUCUGUGUCAAUGACCGGCUGCGGGAGCAGCUGCAGCACCGGCUGAGCUCCACGGCCCGGGAAAGCGGCUCCACCUCUCACUUCUACAGUCAGGGCCUGGAGUCCAUGCCUCAGCUCUACAAUGAGAACAGAGCCCUAAGGGAAGAAAACCGAAGCCUGCAGGCUCAGCUGAGUCAUGCUUCCAGAGGGCACUCUCAGGAAACAGAAUGUUUACGAGAAGCCCUGCUUUCCUCUCGAUCCCAGCUUCAAGAGCUGGAGAAGGAGCUGGAACAGCAGAAAGUCGAGCGGCAACAGCUUCUGGAAGACUUGCAGGAAAAACAGCAAGAGAUCUUGCAUUUCCAGGAGGAACGUCUGUCCCUCCAGGAAAAUGACUCCAGGCUGCAGCACAAGCUGGCCCUCCUACAGCAACAGUGUGAGGAGAAGCAGCAGCUCUUCCAGUCCCUGCAGUCAGAGCUACAGAUCUACGAGUCGCUUUGUGGAAAUCCUAAGAAGGACCUGAAAGCUUUCAGCCUAGGUGCCUGUCACCAAGACCCUUUGACCAGUGACUUGAGCCACCUAGUGGCAGAGAUUCGAGCUCUCAGAGGGCAGUUGGAGCAGAGCAUUCAGGUGAACAAUUGUCUGCGGUUGCAGCUGCAACAAAAGUUGGAUGGUGGUGCUCACAAAGCCGACCUCAAGCCCUCCUCCAUUAGCCAGAACUUCUCAGCCAACAGCGAGCCUGGAAACACACAGCCAUUCUUCCAAGGCUCAGCUGCUUCCCCUCCAGUCCGGGAUGUUGGCUUGAAUUCUCCACCCAUGGUCCUCCCUAGCUCUUCCUGCUCUGCUCCUGGCUCAGACACUGCUGUCAUCACUAGGACAAAUGAGCUUCGUUUGGAUGAUUCUGCAGUGAUGAAGAACCCUGCGGAGCUGGAGGGAGAGGCUACUGAUGGCUCCUUUGCCAACAAGCGUGGCCGACAUGUCAUUGGCCAUAUUGAUGACUACAGUGCUCUCAGACAGCAGAUUGGGGAGGGCAAGCUGCUGGUCCAAAAGAUGCUGUCUCUAGUGAGGCCAGCACACAGCUUCCCUGGACUUGAAGCUCAGGGCCCAGAGGUGCCAGGUAGCAAAAGUGUUCAUGAGCUGCGGAGCAGUGCCAGUGCCCUGAACCACACCCUAGAGGAGUCCGCAUCCCUCCUCACCAUGUUUUGGCGAGCAACCUUGCCAAGCUCCCAUGGCCCUGCACUGGCAGGCAGAGAGGGAGAACUGAUGGAGAAGGAACUCCGGGACCUACGAGUCCAAGUAUCCCAACAGGAACAGCUCCUUCAGAGCACUGCUGAGCGUCUGAAGACUGCCAACCAGCAGAAAGAAAGCAUGGAGCAGUUCAUCGUGAACCAGCUCACCAGGACCCAUGAUGUGUUAAAGAAGGCAAGGACUAAUUUAGAGGUGAAAUCCUUAAGGGCUCUGCUGAUGGCUCCAGCCUUGUGACCCUUACCUUCCAGGAGCCACACAAGAAACGAAGCCAGAGGUCCUUAAAACAGCAGGAAGGAUGGGCCUGCUCUCCUCCUGUGCCUCUGCCUAUCUGCUGAGGAACACCUGGCCCCACUCCACCCCUGCUGGAGGUCCAGAAGAGGGCUUGGAGAUGUGACCUGGUGGGGCAGUCAGGAAGGGGAAUGGCUUCUUGGCAGCAAGGAAUACAGCAAGGAAUACUGUUAGCCAAGGCCCUCCGGGCCCAGCACUAAGCAAAACUCGCAUAGACUGCAUUGAAGGCCUGUGACACUGCUUCUAAACAGCCUCAGUGGCAUGGCACCUGCCAAGUCACAGUUCUUGCCUCAGCAACUGUCCCCAAGACCGUCAACUCAGGGGAAACAGGACCCUGCCAUCCACAAAUAGGGUGUGUGGUCCCAACACCGAAGCUCCUCAGACAGUCCUAAAAGCACACUACUGAACAGCAGUGCCCCACUGGACAGUGCUGGGGCUCAGCAAGCUCCACUCACAAACCCACACUUGACCCAGGACAGCCUUGUGGGCCAAGCCAGGCAGGCUUUGGCCUGUACCACCCCACAGGAGCUCUUUGAGUUCACACAGCAAACAUGGUGACUUCCUAGGUGCCCUCUUACGCUUAGCCUAGAACCUUCUGUUUCUUACAGACCUGACCUCCUUACAUAUGUUGGCUCCCUUGUCAUCCUAACUUCCCGCAUGAGAUCUGGGAACUGAUGGUCAUAGGACACCUAUUGAAUGUCUAGCAUACAGCACAACUGUACCCCCUUUUAGGUGGCAUGGGUGACGCCUGCUCUGUACUGAAGACUGGUCUGUCUUCACAGUGCUUUGUAGGGUGUGGGUGUAUAAAUGUAUGAUACAGAUUUAUAUAUGCUGCUGUAGCUAUAUGUUGAAGGCCAACAUAAUGUGCAGACAGGGUGGUGAGAAGGUAAACAGUCUUUUUGGUGGCUAUUAAAGCAAAAUGUGUAUAAAGAA
Molecule: messenger RNA, 9097 nt
Organism: Nannospalax galili (Upper Galilee mountains blind mole rat)
Lineage: Eukaryota; Metazoa; Chordata; Mammalia; Rodentia; Spalacidae
Product: myomegalin
Exons: 40
Coding region: 578-8110 (2510 amino acids)
Cellular component (GO): microtubule organizing center
Source: RefSeq, a predicted model, not a curated record